Molecule: messenger RNA, 1757 nt
Organism: Pseudogymnoascus verrucosus
Lineage: Eukaryota; Fungi; Ascomycota; Leotiomycetes; Thelebolales; Thelebolaceae
Exons: 3
Coding region: 1-1584 (527 amino acids)
Source: RefSeq, a predicted model, not a curated record
AUGAGAACCCCUCCUCGUACUCUGCCCGGCCGCCGGGGCACCAGCCCUCCUGGCCCUGUUGAGACACCGCCGCCUGGAGGGGAAGGUGCCAACACUGGCCCGGUUACACCGCCGAACAACAGCCCUCCAUUGCCGCCGCCUGGAGGGGGAGGAACCAGCAGUGGCCAGAUUACACCGCCAGACAACAGCCCGCCAGUGCCGCCUCCUGGAGGGGGAGGUACUGGCAGUGGCCCGAUUACACCCCCAAUUCACAGCCCGCCACCGCAAGCAAACGCCCAGGAGAAAGGAGUGCGAAUAGGAAAUGUACCAUUUACCAUGCUUGACAGGAAAUUUGGGAGAAAAGACCAGGACUUGCUUCAACAACUGAUCAAUGAUCUACGUCAUCGGGGCCAAAGGCCAGAGCCUGCAAAAAAGGGGCCCUUUUCACAUCUUCCCCCUUCUCAAAUCAGACAUGUCAAAGGACGCCUCGGGAAUGUAGUCAUGGCCCCAGAUGAAGACUUUGUUGUCAGACUCCUUGAACCCUCUCGUCAUACGGAUGGCCCCCAGUCCGAUGAGUUCUUUGAUAAUUUGUUCACCGAGGCCAAUAAAAUCGUCACCAGCUUUGUUGUUAAUAACUUCGGGGGUUUCGAUAUCAAACCUGACGAGCUUGAGGGGAAGCGGCCUUGGAACGAAAUGAACGCCUCACCUCUCUUCAUAAGUCUGGCGGAAUUGGUUCAGGAUGUUGACCCUGAUGACUCCAAGAGCUGGGACUCGUUGCUCUACGACGAGAGGAAACGAUGCAUGAUGAUAAUGGGCAUGAUCGCACGCAUCUUCGUUGAUAAAGUGUUUAGCCCCCUUUUAUUCGGAUGCACACCAAAUCAAGAUACCAUGCUGAAUGCCCUCGAAACGGAUAUGGCUGAAAAAAACUCGGAUGAUGGAUUUGUGCGCACAAAAACUCGCAGCAGGGCUAUCCGGGAAGUCCUUGACGGCGAGGUACUUCCCGUAAACUUCUACGAUGAAGUAGAGUUGCUCUCACUGAACAUAUUUGGUCUGUUCAACCCCGUUUCCGCCUACCUGGAGAAAUAUAGGAUGAAGCAUAACUUGGAAGUGUCAAUACCAACUCGCGAGGAACAAUUCGCUGCACUAUUUGAUAUGGUCAGUGGCACAGCUUGGCUAUCAAUCUGCCGACGACUUCACCCCGAUCCCAUCAUCCUCCGUAUGUCGGAGCUUGGUGAUGAGUUCAAGGAGGAUUUGCAUGUAGUCGCUAAUUAUGACGAAUACUGCGCGAACAAGGGCAGGGUCUUGAAACUUCAGUACGAUAGACUCGGGCAGGAGAUAGAGAAUGGGCUUCUUAAGCAAAAAGGCGUGAGUGUAGAGGAGUUACCUCCCACUGAGAUUUUGAAGGAUAGGACGUGGCUGGUAAGAACAGUGGUAUGGCCAUCCGUCAACAUCUAUUCGCCUGUAUAUGGAGAUGGAGCAGGUGGUCAAAGUGGUGUUUCAGACUACAGUAUCCAAAAAUGUGAGGUAGCUGCCCAGUGGGUAGUGCCGCGGAACAAUAGGGCGUCAGUCAGUCCUUCUUUACGAGAAUGGGCUAAGUUAACAUGAGGCGGAGUAGGAUGGGAGUCUGUUUACUACUCUAGUGGAUACUGGCAACAGGCUACCGAAGACGGCAUUGGCACCGUGGAGUACGGCGGAAUAUGUUUUAUUGCAGUACAGUCAGAGUAUAAGUGGAGGAGUUUAAAUUUGGAUACUUUCUUUCAUACGUUCAUAAGAUGUGG